This is a messenger RNA of Echinops telfairi (small Madagascar hedgehog), 1539 nucleotides long. It is a transcript of the gene TACR3, whose product is annotated as tachykinin receptor 3. Gene Ontology annotation, molecular function: tachykinin receptor activity. Gene Ontology annotation, cellular component: plasma membrane; sperm midpiece. Bases 1 to 1371 code for a protein of 456 amino acids. The transcript has 5 exons. The record is from RefSeq and is a predicted model, not a curated record. Lineage: Eukaryota; Metazoa; Chordata; Mammalia; Afrosoricida; Tenrecidae. Gene Ontology annotation, biological process: positive regulation of flagellated sperm motility; G protein-coupled receptor signaling pathway.
AUGGCCUUACUCACAGCAGUCGCGAACUGGACCAAUAGCUCGGGGGCUGUAGGUGCAGAAUCCUCUGACAACCUGAGUUCCCAGCUCGCUGCAGGGGCUUCUGCGGAGACCGCGGAGUCCGUCGGGGUGCACCUGCUGGUCCUCGGUGGAAACCAGUCUGCCUCCCCGGAACCUCCUCAGCACCGGGCCAACCUCACCAACCAGUUUGUGCAGCCAUCCUGGCGAAUUGCGCUCUGGUCCCUGGCGUAUGGAGUGGUGGUGGCGGUGGCAGUGUUCGGCAACAUCAUUGUCAUCUGGAUCAUCCUAGCCCACAAGCGCAUGAGAACCGUCACCAACUACUUCCUUGUGAAUCUGGCGUUCUCAGACGCCUCCAUGGCGGCCUUCAACGCCUUAGUUAAUUUCAUCUAUGCGCUUCACAGCGAGUGGUACUUCGGGGCCAACUACUGCCGCUUCCAGAACUUCUUUCCAAUCACAGCGGUGUUCGCCAGCAUCUACUCCAUGACAGCCAUCGCGGUGGACAGGUAUAUGGCCAUAAUUGACCCCUUGAAGCCCAGACUGUCUGCCACGGCCACCAAAAUAGUCAUCGGAAGCAUUUGGGUUCUAGCCUUUCUCCUUGCCUUUCCGCAGUGUCUUUACUCCAAAACCAAGGUGCUGCCGGAACGCACUCUUUGUUACGUGCAGUGGCCAGAAGGUCCCAAGCAGCAUUUCACUUACCAUAUUUUUGUCAUUAUACUGGUAUACUGUUUUCCAUUGCUCAUCAUGGGCAUCACAUAUACCAUCGUUGGAAUUACUCUGUGGGGAGGAGCAAUCCCAGGAGACACCGGUGACAGGUAUCGUGAGCAACUAAAGGCUAAGAGAAAGGUUGUAAAAAUGAUGAUCAUUGUCGUGGUGAUAUUUGCCAUCUGUUGGCUACCCUAUCAUAUUUAUUUCAUCCUCACUGCAAUCUAUCAACAGUUAAAUCGGUGGAAAUACAUCCAGCAGGUCUACCUGGCUAGUUUUUGGCUGGCAAUGAGCUCAACAAUGUACAAUCCAAUCAUCUACUGCUGUCUGAAUAAGAGAUUCAGAGCUGGCUUCAAGAGAGCCUUUCGCUGGUGUCCCUUUGUUCAAGUUUCUAGCUACGAUGAGCUGGAGCUCAAGACCACCAGGUUUCACCCGACUCGGCAGAGCAGCCUCUACACCGUGACCCGGAUGGAGUCGAUGACAGUAGUGUUCGACCCCAGCGACGCAGACAGCGGCAAAUCCAGCCGGAAGAAGAGAGCGAUGCCAAAAGAUGCCAGCUCCAACAGCUGCUCCCGCAGGAACUCCAAAUCGGCCUCCACCACCUCAAGCUUCAUAAGUUCGCCCUAUACAUCUGUGGAUGAAUAUUCAUAACUCAGUUCUUGCUGUGAAGAAUAGUGUGAGGGCAUCAUGGUGCCCCCCAGAUCCCCCUUCUCCUGCUGAUUGGCCCUGCCCUACAUAGGCCCCUGGGGAAAAGAAGGGCAAUCUUUAGGCAGCUAUAUGCUUCAAUACCAUCAAAAUAUUUGCUUCCCUCAAAUUGUA